This is a messenger RNA of Peronospora farinosa, 414 nucleotides long. The record is from the annotation of a GenBank genome assembly. NCBI's taxonomy places the organism in Eukaryota, Oomycota, Peronosporomycetes, Peronosporales, Peronosporaceae.
AUGCCUAUGCUGGAUCAGUUGGUGCAGACUCAGAAUCCAAGGCCAGGAGACUUGAUUCAGUCAUUGCGACCGUUUACUGCUGGAGCAGUUCUGAACGCGCCUGUGUUGGAUCUGAUUGCUCUUGUGGAACACGUUGAUCCGCUGGUUGCGAAUACUGCAGCUUAUGCUGCAAUUGGCGCCAUCAAGCGACUGCACACAAUGCAAGUAGCACCAGCGACUCCGCAGCUGGACACGCUUGUGAGCAUGGAGUACAACGACGCAAUGGGUACAGCUGAAGUCAGGCAGAGAGCAUUCCAACUUUGUCGGCUCGGCGUGAUAGCUCAGCUAGCUCGCUUGAAGGCGCAGAGGCGAGAGUUUCCAACUGUGCAGAGUUCGCAGGAAUCGGAUCUACUGUCAAGUAGCCGCAGACGGUGA